UACAUCCCUAGCGACCAUGCCACCUCACAAUUCGCGCCUUUUGAUCUCGCGAGCCGCAAUACCUUCAUCCCACAGCCGUCACAAGAUUCAGCCUUGACUUCCUUCGCCCAGCUGGGUGCCACCCGCCUAGGGACCCAACGGGCCUUAAUAUCUCUCUUCGAUCGUACCCACCAGCAUGUAAUAGCAGAAGCUACUCCGACCUUGAGUCUAAAUGGUGGUAUCCCUGAAAAUGACCGCGAGCGGCUACGAUUGGGAAGCUGCGUGCUCCCGAAAGAGAGCGGCCUUUGCCACCAUGUCGAGCGCUUGCCAUCGUCGUAUUUUCUGGAGAACAGCGAAGUAUUCGACGGUAGCGCCUUAGUUAUUUUGGACGUGAAUAACGAUGAGCGUUUCAAAGCCGGCAGGUUGCAUUAUGCACUAUCUGACGUGCGCUUUUAUGCUGCUGUGCCUAUCGUCAGCCCGCGAGGUGUUACUAUCGGCGCGUAUUGCAUAAUGGACAGUGAGAUGAGGAUGUCGGGUCUCCCAAAGAAUUCCCUUCAUUUUAUGAAGGACAUGGCUGCAACCGUUAUGAAGCAUCUGGUGAUGGGCGAGUGUGUACGCAAGAGUUCCCUGGCAGAACGAAUGAUGCUGGGCUUGGGGAGCUUUGUCGAUGGAAAGUCCACUCUACGUGAUUCAUGGCGGGAGGCCAAUAGACAGCAUGCUGCAUCGGGACACACCGGAGAGCAGAAAGAGGGCCAGUUGAAUAUCCAACAACAAGAUAUACAAGAAUCUGCCAGACAAAACGAUGAGAACACUCUGGUUCUUAGGGAAUUGCCAAAGAGAGACGGCGAGGCUUCAAGGCAACCAUUCGACAACAGCAAUUUCGUCACGGAUCGCAGCCAAGAAGCUCAGAAGGAUUCAACACAAUUGAAUACAUCUAUCCGAAUUAUGCCUGCAGAUGAGGAUUUGCAAGAAAAUUCCCUUUCCACGAACAUCGAAAUUGUCUUCUCACGAGCGGCGAACCUGAUCAGGGAGUCAAUUGGUGCGGAGGGAGUUAUGUUUCUUGAUGCGGAUAGCGCCCGCUUUGGUAGCCUCGUUGAUGGAAUGAGCAGCAGAGUGUCUGACCCGGGCGCAAAAGAUUUAAGUAGUGACGAAAGUACUAACUCAGGAACUUCACCCAGCGGCAAAAGUGAGGAGCCUGACAAUACUUCCCUAUGUGCAUGUUUGGGAUUUUCGAGCUCGCGGGGAUCGAGUAUCAACAAUGACUCGGUAGCUGGCCGAGAAAUCCUGAUGCAAGAGCCAUUGUUAAAAGCAAUACUUCAGCGAUACCCUCAUGGCAAGAUUUUCUCUUACAACGCCGAACGAUUACUCUCAGACUACAGCGACGGCUCCGCACAGAAAUCGACAAACUCCCAACUCGGAGGCAUUACCGAAGAUUUUAAUCAUAACGACCGGCAACACUCAUCAAGCCAAAAAAAAACCCUUCAACGUGAUGCCGAACACCUGAUCAGAAUUUUCCCUGAUGCUAGGAACAUCCUCAUAUUACCUGUCUGGGACUCGGACAAACGCAGAAUUACUGCCGGAACGCUGGUCUGGACAAAUGACCCUCGGCGUAUCUUUACCAUUGAGAACGAACUUGUGUACAUUUCCGCUUUUACCAACAGUAUUAUGGCCCAAAUUCGUCGCCUCGACGUGGAGAUGGCAGACAAAGCCAAAUCCAAUUUGAUCAGUAGCAUUACACACGAGCUUCGAACCCCCCCUCCAUGGGAUUCUAGGUACAGCGGACAUUCUCGGUGA
Molecule: messenger RNA, 1773 nt
Organism: Penicillium waksmanii
Lineage: Eukaryota; Fungi; Ascomycota; Eurotiomycetes; Eurotiales; Aspergillaceae
Exons: 2
Molecular function (GO): protein binding
Source: RefSeq, a predicted model, not a curated record